AUGGUCAACCUCCGGUCUCAAAAGCGCCUUGCCGCAUCCGUAUCGGGCGUCGGCAAGAGAAAAAUCUGGCUCGACCCCAAUGAGCAGGCUGAGAUCGGAAACGCCAACUCGCGCACCCACGUCAAGAAGCUCAUCAAGGACGGCCGUAUCAUCAUCAAGCCCACCACCGUCCACUCGCGUGCGCGCACUCGGGACCUCCUCGCUGCGAAGCGCAAGGGUCGCCACACUGGCCCCGGUAAGAGGAAGGGUACCGCCGAUGCCCGUAUGCCCACGAAGGUCCAGUGGAUGAGGAGACAGCGGGUUCUGCGUCGGUUGUUGAGGAAGUACCGGGAGGCGGGCAAGAUCGACAAGCACCUCUACCACUCGCUCUACCAGAAGUCCAAGGGUAACGUCUUCAAGAACAAGCGUGUCCUCAUGGAGUACAUCCACAAGGCGAAGGCUGAGAAGUCCCGCACCAAGGUCCUCACUGACCAGAUGGAGGCCCGCCGUGUCAAGAACAAGGCUGCCCGCGAGCGUCGCGCUACCCGUGUGGCGGAGAAGAGGCAGGCGAUCCUCGCCGUCGAGCACGAUGCCCCCGUCCUCCAGUAA
Molecule: messenger RNA, 588 nt
Organism: Trametes versicolor FP-101664 SS1
Lineage: Eukaryota; Fungi; Basidiomycota; Agaricomycetes; Polyporales; Polyporaceae
Product: 60S ribosomal protein L19
Exons: 3
Coding region: 1-588 (195 amino acids)
Biological process (GO): translation
Cellular component (GO): cytosolic large ribosomal subunit; ribosome
Molecular function (GO): structural constituent of ribosome; RNA binding
Source: RefSeq, a predicted model, not a curated record